This is a messenger RNA of Brassica oleracea var. oleracea, 1468 nucleotides long. RefSeq lists its product as uncharacterized. Gene Ontology annotation, cellular component: chloroplast. The record is from RefSeq and is a predicted model, not a curated record. NCBI's taxonomy places the organism in Eukaryota, Viridiplantae, Streptophyta, Magnoliopsida, Brassicales, Brassicaceae. The coding region runs from base 267 to 1316 and encodes 349 amino acids. The transcript has 4 exons.
CUCACGCUACUUGGAUUUUCUCACCGAAUACAACCACGUGCUUUAUAAAAAGUCAACCACAAAAAUCGUAUCAACCGGCGAUCUCGGUUUCUCUAAAAGGAAAUAGCUCCACGGUUCACCGACCCAGCCGGUAACAAUCAUACAAACUCUUAUACACGUCUGUGUUGGCCACACGUUUUAAUCAAAAUCAGCUCUCUGCAAAAAUUCUUCCGGCGUGAAGAACCAAAAAAAUUCUCAGGCUAUUUUGCUCAGAGAAAAGGAAAUCAAUGGAUCAAAAAUCAUCCCAGUGUCCCUUCGUUGCCGAAAGCAUCAUCCAAAAGUGCCCUUUCCUCAGAAACAUCAACAAGCCUACCAGCUUCUCCCUCUCCUCCUUGAGUUUCCCAGUUCCUGUGCACGAAGGUAGCAAAGGUCCGAUUUUUGAGGAUGGUCCGGGCUUUGAUUCAGCUUUCAAGCUCUUCCAUGGCAAAGACGGUAUCGUGCCGUUAUCUGGACAUUCUAGUUUCAGAGAUGAUGUCGAAGAUGAGACUCCUCGUGCUGCUCCGCAGUUCAAUCCUCUUGCGGGGAAGGUAGCUACCAUAAGCCUAUCAGCUUUUGGUCCUGGAGGACCUUUUGGGUUUGGUCCUUUCUCUGACAAGUUCAAGAAACAACAGAAGAAACCCAAAAAACAAGAGUCUGGGGACACAUCGAAACACGAGGCUGUUGGUGACGAAUGGUUAAAAACAGGGAACUGUCCAAUCGCUAAAUCUUACAGAGCUGCAAGCAAAGUCAUGCCUCUUGUUGCUAAAGCAUUACAGCCACCGCCUGGUAUGAAGUUUAGAUGUCCAGCUCCUAUAGUAGCCGCAAGAGCUGCGCUUUCCAAGACCCCUUUGGUUAAAAGCCUUCGCCCCCAGCCUUUACCUGAAAAGAUGCUCGCAAUCGCUCUCAUGGGGAUGGCUGCAAACGUGCCUCUCGGUGUUUGGAGAGAACACACCAUAAAGUUUUCGCCUUCUUGGUUUGUGGCGGUCCAUGCUGCUGUGCCUUUCAUAGCUAUGCUCAGGAAAUCUGUGCUGAUGCCUAAAGCAGCCAUGGCUUUGACCAUCGGAGCUUCGAUCUUGGGACAGGUCAUUGGGUCAAGAGCUGAACGUUACCGUCUCAAAGCGUUGGCUGCUAAUACAGUUGCUGAAACAUCCACUGUUACCGCGGGUGAUGGAUACAAUGAGGUCUCUGAUGGUUCAGGCUUUGCUAAAGGACAUUGUGGUGCAGGGGAAGGAGUGAAGGAGGUUUAUUACAAUGCGAAUGUUGGAGAAUCUGCUAAAUCAACUGGGCUCUGCUAUUGAUACAUGUUCUUAUUAAAACUACAAAAUUACUAUGCAAUGUUUUGUGUUGGAAGGAUUUAUAAUUCAGUAAUGUUGUGUAAAACAGCCUUUUAUUCCUUAAAAAUUGGUGAUAAUAAAAGGUGAAUAAUUCCCCUGUAAAGACGUUGCUUGAA